Messenger RNA from Corythoichthys intestinalis (scribbled pipefish), 1610 nucleotides. It is a transcript of the gene slc30a2, whose product is annotated as solute carrier family 30 member 2. Gene Ontology annotation, cellular component: plasma membrane. Gene Ontology annotation, molecular function: zinc ion transmembrane transporter activity. Lineage: Eukaryota; Metazoa; Chordata; Actinopteri; Syngnathiformes; Syngnathidae. The coding region runs from base 62 to 1267 and encodes 401 amino acids. The transcript has 8 exons. The record is from RefSeq and is a predicted model, not a curated record. Gene Ontology annotation, biological process: zinc ion transmembrane transport; response to zinc ion.
GGACCGGACCACCUUCCAACCUCUUGCUUCAGCAUCACCUCCUCGCUCACUUGACAGCUCCAUGGAUGUAAAAGCGUCAAGUUCGGAGAAGUCUCAGCUGAUCCACGACAAGAACCACAAGACCUACUGCGAGCGCGUGCACAGUUCCUUCCCAGACCCAAGUGAGCACUUUCCAGACUUCCCUUUCAAGAAUGGCGGCACAGCGGGCACCGUGGCUCUCAAGCGGCCCACCGGUUCCCACUGCCACCACCGCACUCCUCUCUCGGUUCCCAGCCAGGAUGACGGCAGUCCAGACACAUUGCUGGCCAAGAAGAAACUAUACAUGGCGUCAGCAGUCUGCUUGGUUUUCAUGAUUGGUGAAAUCAUCGGGGGCUACCUGGCCCACAGCUUGGCCAUUAUGACGGACGCGGCCCAUCUCCUGACCGACCUCGGCAGUAUGCUGGUGAGCAUCUUCUCCUUAUGGAUUUCCUCCAGACCCCCAGCCAAGAACAUGACCUUCGGUUGGCACCGCUCAGAGAUCCUGGGUGCUUUCUUCUCUGUCAUGUCCAUCUGGAUGGUGACAGGCAUUUUGGUCUACUUGGCCAUCGAGAGGAUCAUACGGGACGACUACGAGAUUGAAGGUCACGUGAUGCUGUUCACCUCCGCCUUCGCCGUUGUGGUCAACAUCCUCAUGGCGUACAUCCUGCACCACUCCACCACCUUCCACGCCCACGGCCGCGGCUACCAGCACAUCGAGGAGGAGGCCCAGAGCCCGCACGGCCACACCCUCUUGGGGGGUUCCCACGGCAGCACCAGCGUACGGGCGGCGUUCAUCCACGUAGUGGGAGACUUGUUGCAGAGCGUCGGCGUCAUGGUGGCCGCCAUCGUCAUCUACUUGCGGCCUGAGUACAAAGUGGCUGAUCCCAUCUGCACUUUCCUAUUCUCCAUCUUUGUCCUGUGCACCACCUUCACUAUCCUCAGAGACGUCUUCAGGAUACUCAUGGAAGGUUCUCCCAAAGGCAUCGAGUUCAAGUCGGUGAAAGAAGUUCUGAUGACGGUGAAGGCGGUCCGCUCGGCCCACUCGCUGCACCUUUGGGCGCUUACGCUGGGACGGACGCUGGCCUCCGUACAUCUGGCUGUUGAUGAAGGCGCCGACACGCAGUCAGUCCUGCAAGAAGCCACGGAGCUCCUCCACACUAAAUUCGGCUUCCACAGCGUCACCAUUCAAGUGGAACGCUACCACGACGACAUGCAGAAUUGCAGACUCUGCCAAGACCCCUGGGACUGAAGACCAACCCUUGCGCACCUCAAAAAAUCUCCAAAAUUCAUGACAACUUGCAAGACAACGAGGCGCUCGGAACCUGGAAUGUCAACAAACCUAAAUGUUAAAUGUUCCUCCACCAAGGCGAUUGUUUAGUUUAACAUUUUUGGUGCUGAUGUCAUUGAUUACACGGGUCCAAUCAUCAGUCUCGAUUGAUAAUUCCGAUCACAGGUUAAUCACCUCCGUGAAGUUGGCCACUCAUCAGAUGCAAAUUAUCGAAAAAUGAUGUCAAUCGUUUGUGCAACGUUUGUGCUGUAAAAAGGGAAUUUAGGGGUCACUUCCUGUUGAUAUUAAGUCACUUCCUGUUGAU